Saitoella complicata NRRL Y-17804 is the source of this 1138-nucleotide messenger RNA. RefSeq lists its product as uncharacterized. The record is from RefSeq and is a predicted model, not a curated record. NCBI's taxonomy places the organism in Eukaryota, Fungi, Ascomycota, Saitoellomycetes, Saitoellales, Saitoellaceae. The coding region runs from base 119 to 1084 and encodes 321 amino acids. The transcript has a single exon. Gene Ontology annotation, biological process: chromatin remodeling. Gene Ontology annotation, cellular component: Ino80 complex.
GAACCUCCUCUUAAGAAGGGAACCGCGAUUUUCCUCGAUCAAUCGAGCUGAGCUGUAAGAGCUCAGAUAUUCCCGGCUCUCUUCCUAGGAAUCAAAGUUACUGUCCCUCACCGCCAACAUGCCGGCCCCCAACAAGAAUGGCAAGAAGAGAGAUAUCGACUUCUCGUCCUCAGACUCCUCAGAUCUCUCCGAAGUCGACCCAGAUGCCAUGGAUAUUGACGUCGAAGACGAAGCCCCAGAACCAGUAUUCGCAGCACCAAAACCCACACCAAAAAUCAAGCUCAAACUCGGACCCAGACCACCAACAAUCGAGUCGACGCCAACACCAAAGGCACCUCCGAAGCCACGGCGUCAGAGAGUAGUGGAGAGCGAGGAUGAAGAAGAGGAGGAUGUGGACGAUAUCCUGGAUGAGUUGGAGAACGACGUGGAGGAUGAGGAGCCAGAGGAGGACCUGAGCGACAUCGAAGACGAAGAAGAUUUUCUCGAAGACGAGGAACUCGAGGCCGGCGGUGUAUCACGGAUGAGCACUCCCGACCCAACAAAACUCACAGCCCGACAACGCGCCAAACUGGAAGACAUCCACAUCGGUGCCGUCGGCGGCUACAUGGAACUCUCCAACGAAGUUCAGAAAAAGAAACACCUCUCCGCCGCGGAGCUCGCACUCAAACGCAGCGAAAUGGCACGUCGAAGGAAAAACCAGUCGGAGAAGAAACUGGAAGAGGAAAAGCAAGAGACGAUCAACAAACUCCUAACAAAAGGCGCAAAGAGUACGCGCGGAAUGAAAAAAGCCGUCCGAGACGAAGAGAACCCCGACGGUGAGGCCAUCAUUAAAGAAUCCGCCCCACCGCCUCCACCCACCAAAACUCGCUGGGUUGACACGAAAGAUCGGACAGUUCUGGCGGUACCGGAAGCGUGGAUGGGGACGGAGUAUGCCGAGGUGUUUGAGAGGAAGGUUGGGGUACCGCCGGGGCCGAGGGAUGCAUGUUCGAAUUGCCAGGCGGAGGAGGGGAAGUAUAAGGUUCUGAAGAAGGAGGGACAGCGGGCGUGUAGUAUUGUGUGCUUGAAAGCUAUUGAGGCGGCGUGAGCGAAAUAACUUGCCAGGAAUCACGGUCAUUUACAUCACGGAAUUGAAGACGAA